GCUCCGGGUGGCGGCCAUGACAGCCCCCGCCUGCGCCCAGAUCCUGACAAAGCCAGAGACCGUUUACCAGAGGAGAAGCGCAGGGACCACCGAAGAGGCCGGGUGUCCCCCGGAGAUGGCUGUGUCGGAGCCCAGGGGCAGCACCGCGGGACCAGUAACAGUCAAAGAUGUGACUAUGGCCUUUACCAAGAAGGAAUGGGAGCAACUAGAUGCCACUCAGAGGAGCCUGUACAAGGAUGUGAUGCUGGAGAAUUAUAGCAACCUAGCCUCAACAGGGUGUCAAGCUCUCAAACCAGACAUGAUAUCCAAGUUGGGAAAAGGAGAAGAGCUGUGGCUGGGGAAAGGAAAAAAACCCAAACAAGGUGGUUUGAGUGAAAUAGCAAGACCCAAGGAAGUAGGAGCCAACAGAAAGGAAGUCCAGCAAGAUGAUGACCAGCUGGAGAACCACCAGGAAUCUCCAAACAAACUCCUUAGGGAAGUUGCAUUCAAGAAAAAAAAUCUGACUAAGAAAAAGGGCCAUGAAUGUAGUUCAUUGGAGAAAAAAAAUAUGAGUACAAAGCAUGUUCCCUCAAAAAAAAAGCUUCUUAAAUUUGAUUCAUAUGAAAAGAAUUUAGACUUACCUGGUCAUGUAAAAAACUAUGCAGAAAAGAAACGUGAUGUAGCUAAAGAGCACAGGAAAUCAUUCGGCCAUAGCUUAUCUGAUGCAAAGAAAGACAAAAGCCAGAUUGAAAAAAUACAUGAGAAGUUAUCCAACCGUAGCUCAUCUAAAAGGACUGACAAAAGUCAAACUGGCAAGAAACAUACUAAACGAGACAAACUUCAAACUGGAGAAAAACAUGAGAAAUUGUCCAGCCAUAGUUCGUCUCCUACUAAGCAUGACAAAACUCAGAAUAAAGUGAAACCGUAUGAAUGUAAUGAAUGUGGGAAGGUUCUCAGCCAUAAACAAGGACUUGUUGACCAUCAGAGAAUUCAUACUGGGGAGAAACCAUAUGAAUGUAAUGAGUGUGGAAUAGCCUUUAGCCAAAAAUCACACCUUGUUGUACACCAGAGAACUCACACUGGAGAAAAACCAUAUGAAUGUAGUCAGUGUGGCAAAGCCCAUGGUCAUAAACACGCCCUCACUGACCAUCUGAGAGUUCAUACUGGGGAAAAGCCCUAUAAAUGUACUGAAUGUGGAAAAACCUUCAGACAUAGCUCAAACCUUAUUCAACAUGCACGAUCUCAUACAGGCGAGAAGCCCUAUGAAUGCAAGGAAUGUGGAAAGUCCUUUAGGUAUAACUCAUCUCUUACUGAACAUGUGAGAACUCAUACAGGUGAAAUACCAUAUGAAUGUAAUGAAUGUGGAAAAGCCUUUAAGUAUAGUUCAUCCCUUACUAAACAUAUGAGAAUUCAUACAGGUGAGAAACCCUUUGAAUGUGGUGAAUGUAAGAAAGCUUUCAGCAAGAAGUCACACCUCACUAUACAUCAAAGAACUCAUACUAAAGAGAAACCCUAUAAAUGUAAUGAAUGUGGAAAAGCCUUUGGACAUAGCUCAUCUCUUACUUACCAUAUGAGAACUCAUACAGGUGAAAGUCCCUUUGAGUGUAAUCAGUGUGGGAAGGCCUUCAAACAAAUUGAAGGUCUUACUCAGCAUCAGAGAGUUCAUACUGGGGAGAAGCCCUAUGAAUGUAAUGAAUGUGGAAAAGCCUUUAGCCAAAAGUCACACCUCAUUGUACAUCAGAGAACUCAUACUGGCGAGAAACCCUAUGAAUGUAAUGAAUGUGGAAAAGCCUUCAAUGCAAAGUCACAACUUAUUAUACAUCAGAGAUCCCACACUGGGGAGAAACCUUAUGAAUGUAAUGAAUGUGGAAAAGCCUUCAAACAAAAUGCAUCCCUUACCAAACAUGUGAAAACUCAUUUAGAAGAGAAAUCUCAAGAUUGAAAUUAGUGUGGGAUGCAGUUCCUUGAUGGCUUCUUGGUGGGUUAAGGAUCCAGUGUUGUUACUGCUACAGCUGUGGUUUCUGC
This is a messenger RNA of Phacochoerus africanus (Common warthog), 2004 nucleotides long. RefSeq names its product ZFP37 zinc finger protein (gene ZFP37). The transcript has 4 exons. Lineage: Eukaryota; Metazoa; Chordata; Mammalia; Artiodactyla; Suidae. Gene Ontology annotation, cellular component: nucleus. The record is from RefSeq and is a predicted model, not a curated record. Gene Ontology annotation, biological process: regulation of transcription by RNA polymerase II. Gene Ontology annotation, molecular function: DNA-binding transcription activator activity, RNA polymerase II-specific; RNA polymerase II cis-regulatory region sequence-specific DNA binding. Bases 17 to 1921 code for a protein of 634 amino acids.